UCAACUGCUCAGCAAACAUAUAUUUUAACUAAAAUGUGAUAAGCCUUUUGAUUGGACAUUUUAGGUCCGAUUCCUUCACAUACAUGUCUUCCUUUCAAAUCCGUCACGAUGUCCGGUUCGAGAACCCACUUCGUCAGCGAACUGACAGAAAAAAAUGCGAGUUAAAUAUGCGGUGCCUUUUCCUUUCUGCCUUCGCACUUUUCACCGCAGGAUACUACUUCAUGGAUGUGCUUGUCGACUUCAGGACCAACGAGGAACAGCAAGUCGUGAAGAGCUCCUCCUUGGUGGAUAAGAAGGAAUGUCGACUCUUGACCCUUACUUCGGACGACCGCAAGUGGAUGUCCCUGUGGGGCUACAUCCGGGAAGAUUUGUGUGGCAGCCAUAUGCAUCUCACGUCCUUCAGCACGGAUGACGACAAUUAUCUGAAGAGGCAGAUAGUCCCGGAUUUCCUCAUCUCGAUCUUUUGGUCCGAGAGCUUGCGGAGCUUCGAGUGCAAGUACCAUGUCGUAGAGCGGCAAUCCGACUACCACAAUCGGCCUCUGUACACCCGGAAGUUUAACCUGAUGAGGGAAUAUAUUACGGUUGAACCGACUGCGGAUAUCAUCCGGGCCGAGUGCUACUUCAAUGGGACUAACAUCUACAACGGAGUUCACUUCUAUCUCCGUCCGCAAGAUAUAAAGCUACGGAACUCCCUGGGUCUGCCCCCCCUGAGGUCAGUCUCUGAUUCUCAUAGUUUGUCGGUGUUGAUUGUGGGCUUGGACUCCAUGUCCCAGCCGCACUUUGCACGGACUAUGGCCCAGACCGCCAACUUUCUCUUCUCGCUGCCCCACGUCGAACUGAAGGGCUUCCAUCGAUUGGGAAGCACCUUCGAGAGUCUGAUGCCACUCCUGAGCGGUUUGAGUGGUUCCGAGAUGGCAAAAUUCGUAUCAACUCUUGAGAAGCUGGACAAUUGCCCCUUUAUUUGGAAGGAGUUUCGAAAAGCCGGCUAUGAAACGGCACUGGGUGAGGAUAACAUAGACAAGUCAGUGUUUCCUGGGCAGGGAUUUGAGGAGCCACCCACGGACCACUACCUUCGGCCGGCACUUAUUGAGAUGUGGCUAAAGACGAGACGUGACCGAGGCAAAGGCAUUCACUGCAACUCAAAGGACAGCUACGCCAUGGUCCUCAGGGAUUUCUUCUACAAAAUAAUUCCCCACCAUCGGCGACAUCGUUUCUUCACCUUUCUGCGGUGGACGCAGGGUAUCGAUCAUCUCUUUAACUAUGGCCGGACGUUGGACACCAUGUUCUUGGAGAUGUUUCGGCAUGCAGCCCGCAGUGGCCUACUGAAGAAUACGCUCCUUUUGGUGGUGUCCAAUCACGGGCUCAAUAGUGGAUAUUUCUACGAGACGGUGCAGGGCAAGGUGGAGGGGAAUCUGCCGCUGGCCCUGCUCUGCUACCCAAAAUGGAUGGAGGAGAGCUUUCCCCGAGCCAUUGCCAACCUAAGGCAGAAUAGUCACCGCCUGGUCACUUCAUACGAUCUUCACGCGACGCUCCUGGACUUGCCCAGGUUGACCUCUAUCGAGGAUAGGAGUAUCGAGCAGCGCAGCUUCGGUCUUGCUGCCCAGGAUCUACCUCGGGGAAUAAGCCUGUUCCUGCCAGUGCCAAGCACCAGGGACUGCAGCUCAGCCCACGUACCCUCGAAGUAUUGUCUGUGUCAGGAGCAGGCAAAAGUGUCCCCAACGGAAGGGUAUGUUUUACGGGCCGCUCUCCUGGUUGUCCGAACCAUUAAUAGGGCUCUGCAGAAGCAUAUUCCACCAUGUCACAAGUUGGAACUGAAACUAGUGUUGGCCGUCGAUGAAUGGAGCCCACCGGCGGAAAAGAACUACGCGGAGCUCUUGGUUAGGCUGGUAACCACUCCUGGCGACGGCGAGUUUGAAGGUGUCGUUACGUACACGGGUCAUGAACUUGCACUCAACGGACCCAUUCUGCGCAAAAAUGAGGUCGGAAAUGACACGUACUGCAUAGAUAAUUAUCUGAUUAAUAUGUAUUGUUUUUGUCAAAGGUCCUUAGAACCGUAAUGUAGCUAAGCUUUAAGCUAAACAAAAUCACCAAGCCCAAGGUAUUCUAUGGUCGAGGCCUUAGCCCUCGUCUUGUCUGCUUUUGUUUUUUAUAUUUGUCAGCUGCUGUUGUCAAUCUAACAUAAAUCACACGUCAUGUGCAGGACCACA
Molecule: messenger RNA, 2207 nt
Organism: Drosophila serrata
Lineage: Eukaryota; Metazoa; Arthropoda; Insecta; Diptera; Drosophilidae
Source: RefSeq, a predicted model, not a curated record